UAAUCCUGAAAGAAGUGGUAUGAUGAAGUUGAGUUAAUUCCACGCCACGCCUUAUGACAAAAGUGGGCUCAGUGUGGUGUAUAGUGAAGAUUGUGGGAAGUAGAGAGAAAGUCCCUUCCAUCAUUCCAUGGAACUUCAAUGUUUCUUAAUCCUUCUUUCCAUUUGCAGUAAAACUUUUGCAGAUGCUCUUCAAAGGGCAGGAGCUCAAGUAACGCUAAUUCUGUUCGAGGGAAAAACACAUACAGAUUUGUUUCUUCAAGAUCCUUUGAGAGGAGGCAAAGAUGAACUGUUUGACCAUAUAGUUGCCGACAUACAUGCUGGUGAUAAGGAAGCUCUUGCCAAGGAUGCAGUGGCCCCUCCAAGAAGACGCCUUGUUCCCGAGUUUUUGUUACGUAUGGCUCGCGAGAUCAGCCCCUUCUAGACCUUAUAGUUCUCUAAGUUUAUAAAAACUUAAUUCAGAUACCUUUGUUACUUUUGUCCAUUCUGUGUUCUCUUUAGGAGAACAGUUCUUUUUCUUUGGGUGAUUUUGUUAUUCCUUUUUGUGGUAAAUUUCGAGUGAUUACAAGGAGAGAGUUUGUUCUUUUCCUUGAUGUAUUUAGCAGAUAAGUCUCAGACUGGCCUGUCGAAUGUCAAAUUAUUAAAGCUUUUUCUGAAGUAAAUAAAUGUUCUGCAUUUACAAACUAACAAA
Alnus glutinosa is the source of this 688-nucleotide messenger RNA. RefSeq names its product isoprenylcysteine alpha-carbonyl methylesterase ICME-like. The record is from RefSeq and is a predicted model, not a curated record. Bases 128 to 421 code for a protein of 97 amino acids. Lineage: Eukaryota; Viridiplantae; Streptophyta; Magnoliopsida; Fagales; Betulaceae. The transcript is spliced from 2 exons.